Molecule: messenger RNA, 261 nt
Organism: Colletotrichum lupini
Lineage: Eukaryota; Fungi; Ascomycota; Sordariomycetes; Glomerellales; Glomerellaceae
Exons: 1
Coding region: 1-261 (86 amino acids)
Source: RefSeq, a predicted model, not a curated record
AUGUCCCCUAGUUCGCCUCUCUCUCCCUUUUCAUCCACCCGCCAACCCGUUCGUGCCGUUUUAGCUGCUUUCCAAUUACCAGACGAGGACAUUACUUUGAAUAUCCCUACCCGUACAUCCCCAAUUUACUUUCACACCCCCCACGCCUCCCACCCUUCUACGUCCCGGAUCUACACUUUUGCUUCCCUGCCUUGGACAAUCCUCGACACCAUCUCCGUGAUGCCUGUUCAUGCCAUCAGUGGCUGUGAAAACCACCAUUGA